UUCGUUUGUUACAAAAAACUCAUAUGGACUUAAAAAAUUUAGGUAUAAAAAUCAUGUGAAUCACACAAGUCAAGGAAAUGGAGAAAAUGUAGUGUUAAAUUCGUUAAGAUGUUUAAUAUUUUGAUCAUAGCUCAAAACAAAAACGUGCCUACAAAAAUUCAUUCAUUGAAGUGCUAUUGUUAUGAAUGCGGUUUUACAAAGACGACAUCCCACAUUUUUCGAAUAUGGGAACAAUAUUAUUCGUGCAGUGGGUAUCUUCAACUACGGAAUUUCUUUAUCAUGCCAUAUUUACUUCACUUCCACCGCGCAUAAGGAACUUUUCGGAUCCAGCUUCAGAUGCAUUACUAUAUGGGCAGCGACGAUUCAGUUCAUUUAUUUCGUUUUGGGAUUUUAUUAUUGUAUCGACGACAUCAUAGAACUGUCGCCGAUCGGUUAUGAAAUAAGAGUAGGAAUACUGAUUUUCAGAGACUACCUCGGUGAAACACUGGCUUUUCCCUUAUCUGUACUCGUCCCCAUCUCCUUCUGGAGCGUAUACACUUUUAAAGGCGAAUGGCUGCCCGUCAACGAAUUGGCCACCAUACCGUUCUGGCUCCAUCACAUGUUGCACACUGUCUCUUUCCCCCUCCAAAUCCUUACCAUCGCAUUCGAUUCGAAUGCAAACACAGAAACGUUAGAAGGUACAUUCUGCAUUUCGUUUUUUUACAUAUCCUACUUCAUCUGGUUAUUGCACAUUCAAAACCAAACGCAUGAGUGGGUCUACCCGGCACUGAACUCGUCGUCCACGUUAAUAAAAGUUGUAUUGAGUGCGACUAUUUUGACUGGUCAUUUCGCAUUGUACGCGUUCGGAAAGUGGCUGGCGACCACAUUUUGGGGCAGAAGAAGGAGAAGAAUACGAUGGAGUAGGCACAACAGCAGUAUCCAAUAAAAUAAACGUCCUUAUUCUUACUGUCGAAUCAUUUUUAAUAAAAGAAAA
Messenger RNA from Cimex lectularius (bed bug), 973 nucleotides. Its product is annotated as androgen-dependent TFPI-regulating protein-like. The record is from RefSeq and is a predicted model, not a curated record. NCBI's taxonomy places the organism in Eukaryota, Metazoa, Arthropoda, Insecta, Hemiptera, Cimicidae. Gene Ontology annotation, cellular component: membrane; endomembrane system. Bases 182 to 925 code for a protein of 247 amino acids. The transcript has a single exon.